AUGGAAGCCGCAGUGCGACCCAGCAAGUCAAGCCGUGUACACCUUUACAUCUCUACUUGCAAAGCAUCCUUUGCAAAGAGUAAUUAUCCCCUUUCCCAUCAGGCAGACCAACAAUAUAGCCCCGCCCAGGCCCAGACCCAGGGUUAUGACUUGACAUGCGCCAACAUCCACCCCAUCUUUGAUCUGCUGGAGCACGUGAAGGGACCCAACCCACAGACCCAAUGCUGCAGGAUCUCUACUACACAGCGUGGCGAAGCCGCUCCGCCACCCUCUCCGUCGCCUCGGCAGCUGCCCUCGCUCUCCAUGCUCUGCGCCCACAUCCAACUAGCCACCAUUACUGACCAGCAGCAGUUGAGAGUGUUGCCACAGGCCCAGGAGUCUCAGAAGGACCCACAUCCUGAGACAUUUGCGUCAAUAUUCUGGCUCAAGAAACAGGGACAGAUGCCUGGCCUUACAUUUUCCAACGAACUUAUUAGCAGAGAUGAGCGUUUACACUGUGGCUUUGCCUGCCUGAUGUUCAGGCACCUGGUAAGCAAGCCGCCGGAGCAAAGAGUACAAGAAAUCAUUAUCAACGCAGUGAGGGUAGAGCAGGAGUUUCUCACAGAGGCCCUGCCUGUGAAGCUCAUCGGGAUGAACUGCACCCUCAUGAAGCGGUACAUCGAAUUCGUGGCGGACACGCUUAUGCUGGAGCUGGGGUUCAGCACGAUUUCCAAAGUAGAAAAUCCGUUUGACUUCACGGAAAAUACUUCACUAGAAGGGAAGACAAACUUCCUUGAGAAGCGAGUGGGCGAGUAUCAGAGGAUGGGGGUGAUGUCAAAUUCAGCAGAGAAUUCUUUUACCUUGGAUGCUGACUUCUGA
This is a messenger RNA of Microtus oregoni (creeping vole), 858 nucleotides long. RefSeq names its product ribonucleoside-diphosphate reductase subunit M2-like. The transcript has 3 exons. Gene Ontology annotation, molecular function: ribonucleoside-diphosphate reductase activity, thioredoxin disulfide as acceptor. Gene Ontology annotation, biological process: deoxyribonucleotide biosynthetic process. Lineage: Eukaryota; Metazoa; Chordata; Mammalia; Rodentia; Cricetidae. The record is from RefSeq and is a predicted model, not a curated record. Bases 1 to 858 code for a protein of 285 amino acids. Gene Ontology annotation, cellular component: cytosol.